AUGGCGUAUGAAAAAUCAGCCGAUAUCUUUGACAUCUCUAGGUCAAUGUUAAUGUACCCAUGGCUGGAAUAUAGAGACAGGACCAAAGAAUUCCAAAAAGCCAUGGCUCCUGUUCAUCUGCCCUUGUCCUGCUACCAGAUGCCAAAGGAAGAGUUUCCCCCAAGUCCAGAGUGCUGGAGACAGCAUCUGGACAAGUCAAACUUGGUCCCUUACUGCUACUUCAAGAAACCUGAGAUCUACACACACUGGCAUACCCUGUAUGACCAGCAAGAGAAGCGGGAGGCCAAGAAGAUGUUGCAGAAAAUGAGAGAUCACCCCAGGUACCUCAAAGAGGAUACCUAUGACCAAAAAUUCCAUCUCCCCAUGAGCAAGCUGACUGUAAAAUUUCAAGUGAGACCCAGGCCCUUAGAGCCUACCAAGGAUCCCCUGAAGUGGCAAAGAUUAAAGGAACUCACAAAAUCCCUGAAAUCUCCUCGCGAGGAGGAGCAGUUCUAUGCAGCACAGGCUCUGGGGUGCCUGGGCAUCAGGGACAAGUUUGUAAUGGAGGCACUAUCGCAGGUGGUCCAAACUGGUCCAGAGAAAGUGAAGUAUGAGGCCUAUCGAACUCUGGCCAUCCUGGGCUGCCUGAAUAAGCAUGUGAUCCGUGCACUCAUCAAACAGUUGAAGGGGAAAAAUGAGGGUCGAAGGAUGGAGACUCUGACGGGGCUACGUGUGGCUCUGAACUCCUGGGCUGCUGUCCCUAAAGAUAAGAGGACUCCAGUCAGGGAUGAAGGGAAGCUGGUGCCUGUGCUGCAGAUGCUGAUAAAGUCGUCAUCAAAUGAAGCAGCUCUGGAGGCAGCCCUGUGCUUGGGCUUCCUGAGGCCCUGCAGCAACAUGGCUCAAGAGUUCUUGCUGCACUGUAUGUGCCAAGGGUCCACGACCCAGCGGAUGAAGGCACUUAGAAUGCUGGUCAAGAUGAUGCAUGUAUACUCAGCUGCAGUCAUCAGGGCUAUCCUGGACCAGCUUUGUUCUUCUAGUAUUCUUGAGGACCGCUUUGAAGCCACCCGGAUGCUCAGGACCAUUGGGUUGGAACAGAUCCAGGCAGAGGGUCUAGAGGAACUUACAUUUGACCUGCUCAGGAGAAAGAUAUAUAAUGAACCCUUCCUUGCUAUGAGGCAGGCUGUGGCUGAAACUGUGGAAGAACUCGAGAUGAAGCCUAUGAUGAUGAACUUGGUAGAGGCGCAACUGAUGAACUCAAAUGCCACUACACGCCAGGAAGCAGUCAUCUCUUUGGGCGUCCUGGGGAUCCGCAGUCCUCAAGUGUACCAUUUGCUCCUGGACAUGCUAGAUGCAGAAAACAAUGAGGCUGUGAAGAAGAGCCUACAAGAAACAUUAGUCCUUUGUGCCUCAAUUGACCCCUGGAUCCAAAACAAGCUGAAGAACAAGGUUUUCUUUAUACAUGAGGUAUCUGAGACCAAUGUGAAGGCAGAGCCUACAAGGUUACGGAAGGAGCCUGAGAACCCCGAAGAGUUAAAUAUACAAGAUUUUCAACUUGCAAAACUGAACCCCUUGUUUAUUACAAAGUCCAGCACCAAGUUGGGCCAAAAGAAAAAGUUACCUGCCUCCCCACCCUGUUUCCCUAAGCCACAAAAACACAUGCCACAGGCCAUAGGGCCCUGGCAGCCAAGGAUCAGGAAACAGCUCCAGACCCUUGCUGAAACCUCCAAAUAG
Cynocephalus volans (Philippine flying lemur) is the source of this 1710-nucleotide messenger RNA. It is a transcript of the gene HEATR9, whose product is annotated as HEAT repeat containing 9. The transcript has 15 exons. Lineage: Eukaryota; Metazoa; Chordata; Mammalia; Dermoptera; Cynocephalidae. The record is from RefSeq and is a predicted model, not a curated record. Bases 1 to 1710 code for a protein of 569 amino acids.